GUCCGUCUAGUGUCAAAAUGCCAAUCGAGCCCAAAAACCGCUUCAGACACGACUGCGACCUCCACAAAGAGUACCAGAAUUUGCAAGUACACUCCCCGUUUGAGCCCCGAUGGAAAAGAUACCUCUAUUCGAUUCGGCUCCAACUCAGUGUUUGCAAGAACAAGCAAUCAAAACUCUACUUCAGAAGCAUGUCAUCGUUGACCCACGAACGCAAUAGACACUUCUACACCCCACGAUACAAGUAUAUCAUCCACCCUUUCAGCAGUUUCAAUCGGGCGAAGGAGAUGCUCCUCUCGGUAUUGCUAUACUUCUUGUUCUUCUUCGAGUCGUUCUUGGGGAGCUUCCUGGGGGAGGAGUUCCACGCCAGGGCCACUCGAAUGGUCUCCAGUAAAGUACUAUUUGCAAUCAAUGCCCUCCUUCUCCUAGAUAUUGUUCUACGGUUUUUUAUCGGGGUUGUAAACGAGAAAACACGAGAGGUUAUCUUGGAGAAGAAAAUCAUCGCAAAAGUCUAUAUCCGGAGCUAUUUCUUGUUCGAUAUUUUACCAAUUGUGGGUUUUCUAGUCUUCUAUUUUGUUCCAAUCAAGAGAUUUGACCUAAAAAUUGUGAUUUAUGAGUUCCACAAGUUUCGGUUAGUGCGAAUGAGGAGUGUGGUUGCUAACGCGUUAACAAUUUUGCGAAAAUUCAAGUUGCAAGAGUCGUCUCAAACCAUCAUUGUUAUCAUUAUCAUAGUUUUGGUGACUUUGCACGAAUGGUCGUGUAUUUUGAGUCUGAUUUAUAUGUUUCGGAAGUUGUAUCAUUUAUCAAAUCGUGAUACUUUUGUUUAUCAAUAUUAUCAGAGGACGACUCGACUUGACCAAAUUACGGUAACUCAUUCUUUGGCCGAUCGUACGAAUUACUCCUUUCGUGUGUACCUCUUGUACUUGUCAAUUGUUGCUUGUCAUUUCUUCGGUUGUGGUACUUCGAUCUACAAGACAAAACGCAGUGCUGAGAUGAUUGUACUGUCUUUUGUCACUAUGAACGGCAUGAUGUUCUACAUAGGAAUGGUGGCUAAAGUUUUGCAAAUGUUUGGAGUUGCCAACAUUGCUGAGAACCGCUACGAAGAACUCAAUUGGCAGGUGAAGCAAUACAUGACGAAGAAAAAAUUUCCUGGUGCCCUCAAACGCCGUAUUGUCCUAUAUUAUGACUACAAGUACGGAAAUAAGUUCUUUUCCGAACAGGAGAUUCUUGAUUCCCUCACGGAGCGUCUCCGGAUGGAAGUUCUUCUUUACAGUUGCCGGAAUCUCAUCACCGAAGUGAAAAUCUUCAAAGGACUAUCUAAAUCUGCAGUUGGGUGUAUUUUAGCCUUGCUCAAACAGGAGAUUUACCUCCCGGGAGAGAUGAUAAUGAGUGCUGAAGAGGAGUCCGACUCGAUUUACUUUAUCCUCUAUGGGACUUGUAUGAUUCAGGUGAUUGGAGGGAAGGAAUUGUGGCAUAUUGAGGAUGGGACGGAGUUUGGGGAUGCAAGUCGGUUUUGUAAUGAGGAACAAAUCGGGUUUUUGUACCAGAUUGUGGCCCUAGAAGCGACCGAAGUGUUUGAAUUGCAAGUCAACGAUUUGGCAUAUUGUUGUACGAUGUAUCCCGAAAUUACGUUCAAAUUGGAGGCGAUGGCGAGGAAUAAAGCGAGGGUUUAUAAUCAGACGUAUGCGAGGAGGACACAAGAGACUGAUUAUGUGGGGGAGAUUUUAGACGAACUAGGAAAAGGGAAUAUUUUGCAUUAUGGAAUUAAAAGAGAUGAUUUUGACUGAUUUGUGUUG
Tribolium madens (black flour beetle) is the source of this 1793-nucleotide messenger RNA. RefSeq names its product potassium/sodium hyperpolarization-activated cyclic nucleotide-gated channel 1-like. Lineage: Eukaryota; Metazoa; Arthropoda; Insecta; Coleoptera; Tenebrionidae. The record is from RefSeq and is a predicted model, not a curated record. Bases 18 to 1784 code for a protein of 588 amino acids. The transcript has a single exon.